Messenger RNA from Dibothriocephalus latus, 627 nucleotides. NCBI's taxonomy places the organism in Eukaryota, Metazoa, Platyhelminthes, Cestoda, Diphyllobothriidea, Diphyllobothriidae. The record is from the annotation of a GenBank genome assembly.
AUGAAAAAGACAAGCAUGGAACAAGAGGACCAGUUUGCUCUACAGCUCAAAGAGGAAACCCGGGACAUCGCGUUUAUGGUUCUCGACUUUGUCCCGUCAACGCGCCCUGAUUGGCUGAUCCUUUUACGCGAGCAUGGUGGCUCCACAAAUGCGUGGGCUCAAGACAUUAUGCAAGACGUUCACACAAGCCGCACCCACUUGUCAGGCGUUUUAGUUCCUGAUCUGUGCCUUAACUGCGCCAAGUCGACUUCACCAUUCAAGAAGAAGGAUUACCGUCGAAUGGCGACAGGUUUAUUUAAAAAGUGGAACUUACGUGACGCUCUGGCGAAAGAAAAGGCUCGAACCUGCAGUGCAGAAGAGACCCUGCGACGUAGGGAGCGAGAGUGGUUAGAAGUCGAUGAGGCAAGACAGGCGGAAGAGGAACAAAGGAUCGCGCAAAUGCUUCCGGCCAACGUGCAAAGCCACCUUGAAAGCGUCAUUAACUCUCUCCGAGCCCAGCUUCGUGUUUUCUUAAAAGGAAUGCCAGAAUACCUGUUUGUUAUGAGAGGACUUUGUGUUUUUAAUCUUUCCGUCUUGGCCAUCCGUCCAGCUAUCAUGGGUCACAGUGAAGAAGUUUUCCUCUUCUAG